Cydia fagiglandana is the source of this 625-nucleotide messenger RNA. Its product is annotated as troponin C-like. The transcript has 4 exons. Gene Ontology annotation, cellular component: myosin II complex. Gene Ontology annotation, molecular function: calcium ion binding. Bases 82 to 453 code for a protein of 123 amino acids. The record is from RefSeq and is a predicted model, not a curated record. Lineage: Eukaryota; Metazoa; Arthropoda; Insecta; Lepidoptera; Tortricidae.
CUGUUGUUGCUUUAAUUUUCAGUCCUCAAGAAGGCGUUUGAGGCCUUCGACCACGAGAAGAAGGGUUGCAUCGGCACCGUGAUGGUGGGCACCAUCUUUGGCAUGCUGGGUCUUGGCGUCACCGACGAGACCUUAAAGGAGAUCAUUGAAGAAGUGGACGAAGAUGGAUCCGGCGAGCUGGAGUUUGAAGAGUUUGUAACCUUAGCGUCGAGAUUCAUGGUUGAAGAGGACGCCGAAGCUAUGCAACAAGAACUUAAAGAAGCAUUCCGGUUGUACGACAAAGAAGGUAACGGCUAUAUCACGACAGCGGUGCUACGGGAGAUCCUCAGAGAGCUGGACGACAAGAUCAGCGCAGAGGAGUUGGACAUGAUGAUUGAGGAAAUUGACUCUGACGGCUCUGGCACCGUUGACUUCGAUGAAUUCAUGGAAGUUAUGACGGGAGGCGACGACUGAACGACCAUUUGCGCAAGUUUAUGUUAUAAUGAUACUUAUUAUUAUAUAAUUCACAAUAUCAAUUUAUUUAUACAUCGGAAGACCAAUUUGAUAAUAUGAUUAGCAAAAAACUUUAAUGUAUUUAUUUAACUAAUUGUAAGAUAUUUUAUAAGAAUAAAACAAUAUCCUAAGA